Saccostrea cuccullata (small rock oyster) is the source of this 5641-nucleotide messenger RNA. RefSeq lists its product as uncharacterized. The transcript is spliced from 42 exons. Bases 108 to 5057 code for a protein of 1649 amino acids. The record is from RefSeq and is a predicted model, not a curated record. Gene Ontology annotation, biological process: pattern specification process. Gene Ontology annotation, cellular component: nucleus. Gene Ontology annotation, molecular function: chromatin binding; protein binding. NCBI's taxonomy places the organism in Eukaryota, Metazoa, Mollusca, Bivalvia, Ostreida, Ostreidae.
UUUCCGGUUUCAUGUUGGAAAAAAAGGAAAACAUCAACAACUUGAACAAACAAAACUUUUCUGCAUGUGUACGACUUUUUAAAUGAGAGGAUGAGCUAGAAAAUUCAAUGUCUUCCACAGUGGUUUUAACUGAAGUUGAGCAUCAGGCUCAUCCCUCGGAAGACAAUGAGCCUGAGGAGUAUAGAGAGGCUGAACUCAUAACAUUUGACAACUGCUGCAAGGGCAUAGGGAUCAAGAUCUGUGGAGGGUGUAGCCGGGAUGGUAGAGAGGUCAAUGGGAUCUUCAUCAAGAGAAUCUUCCCGGGCGGUCUAGCAGAUCAAGACGGUAGAUUACAACAAGGGGAUGAAAUUUUGUCUGUCAAUGAUGAAAGUUUUCAAGGAAUAACAAAUGACAGAGCGGUGUCUAUUCUGCGCCAAGCAUCAGCAUCUAACCAUGUGGAAAUGGCUGUGGCUCGAGAUGAACAAUCAAAGGCAGAAUUUUUGGAAAUUCUAGAAAAACAAAAUGGAAUGAGUUUUCCAUGUACCCCAAUUCCAGUAGAAACCCAAGGAAAGACCAACAUUCCGAAAGCGAUUUUGAUGAAUGGGUCAUCAGACAAUGACAGGAGUUCAUGUAGUUCUCCGAGAUACUUCAUGGAAACAAGUCCCCAGCAUUCACCCAGGGAGGAGAUCAUACACCACCAUAGAAAUAAUCAGGAUCAUAUUGUCCCUGAUAGUUUUUCUUCCACAAGAGAGCCACAUCAUCAUCCAGGGCAUUUUAUUCCCAAUGGUAGACAUUUAAUUCCAAGCAUGGCUUCAACACCUCAUGAGAAAGGUGGAAAGAUGAGUAACAACCUUCCACCCCACUACUCCAUGGAUCCCUCUCCAGUGCAAGGAAGCAUGACCUCUGACCCCUUCACAUCGGUAACAUCCAAUGAAUCCUCACGAUACAGAAACAUGUCAAAAUCAAGAAAGUUGUCUUUGGAUCCAACUGUAAGACUGAAGAUUGAAAAACUAGAGGUGGCCCUGCAGUACCUUGGUCUGGAGCCCUCGGGGGAACAAGGAGCCUGCCUCAGAGAACAACUACAGGUAGACAGCUCAGGAACAGUUAGCUAUGGAGACUUUGUAGCUGUUGUCAGAGAUGUGUUUAAGGAAGAACUAGUAAAGAAAAGAAUUGAUCCCCGUGCCAUGCUGUUUGCCGCUAAUGAUAUUACAGAUAUCGUAGAGCCUCCACCUUUCAGAUACUCAGUAAAUAACCUACACAGUUAUAGAGAUGAGUACAGUGACCUACAACAAGAGAGAGAUGACUUACAUCUGGAAGUUCAGAGACUCAGGUUGAGGCUACAGGAAAGUGAGACUGCUAGAUGUCGGGCAGAGGAAGAACUGCAUAACAUACAGCUGAAAGCCCAGGGUGCGAUGAAGAAGGUGGAGAUAGCGGAGAGAGCCCAGAGAGAGGCUAGGAACGUGGAGAAAGACUACGAGGAAGUGGUGCAGCUUCUGGAGGCGGAGGUGGCCAAAUUAAAGGAGGAACGCAAGACAAAUGUGACAAGUAACGUAGACACGCAGCAACAAAUGACAGUGUUUUCCUGUCAACUGAAGAAGCUGGAGGCAGAAAAGAAGACCUAUGAAGUAGCCACAGAAAAACUCUUACAAUUUGCAGAGAAUGUGCAUGAAGCAAUGAUGUCCCAAGGAAACAAUUUAGGCACAAAAAAAGGUGAUCCAGCUAGAGAUACUCGUCCACCUGCCUACCUGGGCAGACAUAAACAGUCCAACCCUAAAGCCCUGGCUGCCGAGGCCAAAGAAGUAGUUUCUGCUGUCCGAUCCAUCAUAGAGAAAGAUCCUUUACCUUAUGGAUGGGAAGAGGCAUACACUGCAGAUGGCAUGAGAUACUAUAUUAAUCAUGUUACCCAGACAACGACUUGGUUACACCCUAAAACAGGUGUCCAGCACAAUACGUCGUCUCAUGAUCCCAAACCAGCAAGGAAGCAGUCGGAAUACUACAUGAGAAUGGACUUCCACGAUGCCAGUGCUGAAGACAACACCAAGUCUGAUCUUGAUUUCAUACAGCCCCCUUGUGUCCCGGCGCCACCAUCUGAUUCUGAAUAUAGGGAAGAGGAAGGCGGUGUUCUUGGACUUCUAGUUAUACUCCCAAAAACUGGAAGUGCACUCUUUCACACUAGACCGGUCCAGACUAGUUAUCACCUCGCUCACCACAGGGGGCCACUGGACUUCCCACCUGGUGGUGCUAGAACUCGGGAAGAAGAGGACACAGCAACCCAGCAAGAAAAGGCGACAAACUUGAAAUCAUCUGUCAAAUCGAGCAGCAAUCGGAAUAACGGGGAAGCGCGCGUCGGCGCUUUCACCCGAUCAAGGAUUGUAAAGAAACCAAAAAGGGACUUCAGUCCCCCUGAGUCACCUGUCAAAAAACAAGCCCAAAAGGAAACCAAAUUAAAUACCCCUGAAACAAAAACAAAGAGGCAGUGGGAACUAUGGAGCUCCGAUGACAAAGAUGCAUUCUUUGAUGCCUUGUUUGAGCAUGGAAAAGAUUUUGAUGCCAUUCAGAAUUGGAUUGCAACAAAAUGUAGGAGGAAAAAUUUAAACACUGGCCUCAUCAAGAACAAAGAACAAGUUCGGCAUCUCUAUUAUCGAACCUGGCACAAAAUUUCCAAGUUCAUCGAUGUUGAUACUGAGGUCAAAAAAGAAAUCCAGGAGUUGUAUGGACUGAUAAACUAUGGGGUCCUGAGAAAGAAGGUCAAAGGAGUUUUGAAUGAGAAGGUUGGAGUCAAGCUGAAUGAACUCAUCUAUACAGGAUGCACAGCUGUGAAAGUACGUGGAAAAAAUGUGAGGAUAAAGACUCCUAUGUGCAAUGCUUUAAAGAAGUUGAACAAUAUCGACGAUCAUAAAUCAGAGUCUUCAGAAAAGGUGCCAGACAAAAUCUGUGUAGAGAUGACUCCUAAAACCAAUGCUGCCUGGUCCUUUGUCCAGGAAAUGGCCACCAAUCCUAGACUCAGAAUGCUACUGAAAGGGGACAGAAAACUGUCUUCUGUCAUGAACUACAUGUCCAGCAAAUGGAAACCUCGUAGAGUUAAACUUAGAGAGGGUUUGGAUGGAGAGAACGAUAUGAACACUGUACUGAAGGUGUACCCCCACAGGGAUUGUGAGAUCACCCCAGUAUCACUGCACUCAAUCAAGGAGCCAAAGAUCAACUUAGCAUUUAAUCACUACAAAGAAAGCAUUAAAAACUCAAUCACGGUUUCUAAAGGAAAGAAAACUGAAGCACCAGUCCCAGUUCCUACCUGUGACAGUUCUUCAGUGGAUGGUGGAGAAUCAUUACCAAGCAAUACAUUUGAUUCUCCACGGUCAACAAAGAGUGGCCGAGACUCGGCAAAACCUGACACUGGAUCAGCAUUCUCAUUGGACGUUGGUGCCAUUGUUGAUGGGGAUAAUGCUAUGUUUCCUGACACACUUUUAUCCCCCUCCCAGAAGAAGGAGGGAAGCUGUCUGAACAAGGAAGGAAGUAGUAACACAAUAGAACUCUCCUCUGUAGCAGACACAGACGGUUGUAUUCCCAUGGAAACUCAAGUUGUAGAAGAGCAGCAAAUCGGUUGUGAUAGUGACAUUAAAGCUGAACCUACAGUUGAGGAAUUGGCAGCUAUUGAAUCUCGUAAACUGAAAGAGGCCCUGGAAGGGGGCCUGACCUCUGAUAGGGCUGAUAUGACACUGGCUGAACUGUAUUUAAUGUUUGGAAAGGAUGGCAAACUUCGCAUUGAGUAUGAUUGGUGCAAAGAAGAGAUUAUACCUCAGAGACUGUGUAAUAUGUUAAGGAGGCUAGUAAAUUUAGCAACCAUUCAGUUUGCUGAUCUGAGUACAAAGAGUCCCAAUAGUUCAAAUUCUCCGUGCCAUGCUUGUGGAAUGGUGAAAAGCAAAUCUAGAGUUAGCAAUACUCGAGGACAGAAAAGCAGAUACCCCCUGUCUUCUAAAUAUGGAGAAGGCUUUAGUGAUGCAAGUACUCAGACCAGUGUUUCACAAAAAGGAGAUAACUCUGAUUCAAAAGAUGCAGUUUUCCGUGUCCCGGUGUACAGUCCCGCUUUCUUACAAAAAAACCUGAGUGGACCAUCAACGAGCAAACCAAAUCAAGUCAAUACCACCAAUUUCCUCCCUCCACAAAGAGGAAUAAAAAAGAUUCGAACAAAUCGGAAGCAACUAUCUAUACAGCGCAAUAUCUUACCCAAGCAGCCGAUGGUGGUACUGCGCCCCUCAGUAACUCAGCAGCCUCUUACUGUCCCCGUCUGUCCGUCUGUAGGUCUGGUCAGCUUACCAAACAAUGGAGUUAGACUGCAGCCUAGAAUGAAUACUACAACAGGUAUCCCUAGAGGCACCCCAGUGCAGUUGAAUGUCCGACCCCAGUCCCCACAGGUCGACCCCCAAAUCGUCUCUGUAAACAGUAACAUGAGUCAGUUGCUGAGUGGUGUUGACAUAGACCUCUCCCAGAGUUCCUCGGCUACUACAUUGUCGGAGAGUGCCUCAAAGAAGGAGGAAACAGUCCCCCGCCAUACUCUGUCCCCACCAAACAUGUCCGCUCUCCUGGACAUGUCCCUCUCUAACUUACCAGCUGCCACUUCAGAAAAUACUGAUAAACUGAUAGACUUGGCACUUGGGAAUUCCAAUACAACAUUUUCAACACUAUUAGAUACCCAGAAUCGUGAUAUUUUAAAUACACCACCGAAAAAGAAUCCCAGUAAAUACUCAUCUCCUCCAGGCAGCCCUACCAAUCCAUGGCUAAAUACAGGCGUGGAUGGAGGUGAUCUGACGUUUAUGAAUCUCCUGUCUGACUCCCCGCUGAAGCCCCCGCAUACUUACCAUGUCACCACCCCCUCUAAUCCUGUCAUACAGACCACACCCCUGUUCAGUGAGAGUUCACGUGACUCCAUCAUGGGUCGAUUAGAUGUGGAUGGAACUUUACAAAGUGUUAUGAAUGAGAAUAGUAUUGAUUAUGCUGUGAAAUUCCAAGAUCUUGCGGCUCACAUUUCUGGAAAUGUAGACAGUUCACUCCUACUGAGAAAAACAGACUCUAGUGGGUGAACUAUCCCAGGUUUCCACUUCCUGUCACAUGACAUCAAAACUCUGUCAUCUUUACUGUUUUGUUUGUUUGUUUUUUUUUUUAACCAUAAAAACUUGAAUACUCCUCAGAGUUUUACCCAAGUUUGACUGUGUGUUCGGCAGCCUCUGAAGUGACAGACAUGUACUGGCUUCAGGAAAUUCAGUUGUACAGUUAAUGGUUAAAACAAUAAUUUUGUGUUCAAAUUAAGACAUAUUCUUUUACUUUACAUUCUUAUCUUCUGAAAAGUAGGUUGAGACAUAUGAAAUAAGAAUUACAAAUUACCCUCUAUCGAAAAGCAGAUUGUAACAAAAAGGACCAAGCGAAAAACACAAACAGUGCGGGGUAUGAGAAUUCUUAAUGUAAGAUAUUGGUGUAUAUUUCUUUCCUUGCAAUUUUCUAUGUGGAUUGAAGUAGAGAAAAAUAUCUAGAUUGCUUUGUUAUUUAUUUUACACAAGCAUUUCUCUGACUUGAGAGGCCUUGAUGUUACUGCCUUCCUAGCAUUGUUAUUAUUUGUUAUGAAUUGUAGCCAUUAUCUUUUAUUUACUGUGAUUAAAUAUAACAUGAA